UUCUUCACAGUUUUCUCACUAUUAAUUAGUGUCUUCCUCUCGUUGUGCAGUGCACAACGAAACACUACAUUUCAAGUCGGUGUCAUUCUUGAUGCCGAUUCAUUGGUCGGCCGCAUAGGAAUGACCAGCUUGUCUUUAGCUCUUUCCGAUUUUUAUUCAUUUAAUUUAAAUUAUUCAACAAGACUUGUGCUUCAUUCAAGGGAUUCCAGAGGACUAGUCACUGGUGCUGCAGCUAGCGCGCUCAAUUUGUUGAAUGAUGUGCAAGUUGAUGCGAUAAUCGGUCCUCAAACAUCUGCGCAAGCAAACUUUGUGAUUGGUCUUGGAGGUGCGGCAAAAGUGCCGGUCAUUUCUUUCACAGCAACAAGUCCUUCUCUCCGCCCACAAACUCCAUAUUUCGUCCAAACAGCCAUAAACGAUGCUGCUCAAGUUAAUGCUGUCGCUGCCAUAGUUAAGUACUUUCGUUGGUAUCAAGUUGUUUUCGUGUACGAAGAUUCGGAUUAUGGCAAUGGCAUUAUACCUUACUUGUCAAAUGCAUUUCAACAAGUAAACGCUCGAGUUUCGUACAGAAGCGUUAUUCCUGUUUCGGCAAGUGAUGAUUUCAUCCUUCAAGAGAUGUACAAGAUGAAAACCAUGCAGACAAGGGUGUUUGUGGUGCAUGCUUCAAGACCGGUUGCUUCUAGAAUCUUCCUGAAAGCAAAGGAAGCGGAAAUGGUGAGUGAAGGCUACGUGUGGAUCGUGACCAGCGGGCUCAUGGAUUUGUUCUAUUCGUUGGAUUCGAAAGUCGUUGAGUCCAUGCAAGGAGUUGUCGGCGUAAAACCUCUCGUUCCAAGAUCGAGUAAACUCAAUUCCACGACUAUAAGGUGGAAGAAGAAGUUUGCAGAUGAUAAUCCAGGAAUCACUCCACAAGAAGAUAUCAACCUUUAUGGGUUAUGGGCUUAUGAUACACUGUGGGCAUUGGCUAUGGCUGCUGAGAAAACCGGAUUUAAGGAGCCGACUUCUUUGCCAAACACAACUUCUCUCAACUCUACGGAUAUGUUUAUUACAGGAACAUCGCAAACAGGUUCGAAACUUCUUGCAGCAAUGUUGGAAACUAAAUUCGAAGGUCUCGCUGGGAAUUUCAAUUUGGUUAACGGGCAAUUAGAGUCGUCAUCUUUCCAUAUGUUGAAUGUAAACGGAAAUUCGCUGAAAGAAGUUGGAAUAUGGAAACCGUUAUUGCAAAUUUCAAGUCAAAGGAACACGAACCUGACGGGUUUUGUAGGUGAGAAAUUGGAGAAUAUUAUAUGGCCCGGAGGAUCGAGGAAUGUACCAAAGGGUUGGGAGGUUCCGGUAAGUGGUAAGAAGCUUAGAGUCGGAGUUCCUGUAGACAUUGGUUUUGCAGAAUACGUAAAUGUACAAAGGGAUCCUCAAACAAAUGCUACCACAAUCACUGGAUAUUACAUAGAUUUGUUCGAUUCUGUUAUGGCGGCACUACCUUAUUCUGUCCGAUACGAGUAUGCUCCGUUUGAAAAAUCCGACGGAUCAAUUGCCGGGAGCUACGAUGACUUAACCUACCAAGUGUUCAAUGGGGAAUAUGAUGCUGCUGUUGGGGACAUAACAAUCACAGGCACGAGAUCGCAAUACGUUGACUUCACUCUUCAAAUUGAAGAAGGUGGAGUUACGAGGACGCAGAGAAUCGAGUACGAGAAUCCAAACGACCUAUUGUUUUUCUUUAAACCACUAAAACUUGACCUAUGGUUAACUGCCUUAGCCAUGUUGAUUUUAACUGGAGUAGCUCUCUGGAUUCUCGAACAUAGACAUAACGAAGAUUUCAGAGGUUCCCACCAUGCCGGCUUGAUCUUUUACGUUCCGUUCACGUCAUUAGUAUUCGCCUACAGGGAAAAAAUAGUGACGAAUUUAGCUAGAGUGGUUAUAGUGGUGUGGAUAUUCGUGGUGCUGAUAUUGAACUCAACUUACACAGCAAGUCUUUCGGCAAGAUUGACAGCAAUCAAGCUUCUAAAAGUCGACACGGAUGUAACAACGCUCAUCAGAAACGGGGAUUAUGUGGGGUGCAGAGAAGGCACCUACAUUAUCGAGUUCUUGAAAAGGCUUGGAUUCGACGAAUCCAAGAUCAGGACAUACAAACUUCCGGAAGAUUUCGACAUUGCCCUGUCCAAAGGAAGUGGAAACGGAGGCAUAACUGCGUUCUUCGCUCGCACCCCUUACAUGGAACUCUUCUUAACCAGGUACUGCAACAAGUACAUGAAAGUUGGCACCCCGUAUUACACCGAGGGAUUUGCCUUUGCGUUUCCAAAGGGGUCACCGUUGGUCGCUGACGUGUCACGUGCAAUCAUCAAACUGACGGACAAUCACAAGAUUGCGGAAAUAAAGGAACGUUGGAUCAAACAAUCUGCGUGUAGCGAAGACGACUUGCCUAAUAGUUCGUCGGCAAAUAUAGGGUUGAGAAGUUUCACGAUCCUGUUUUCGGCGACGGGGAUCGUCACAGGGUUUUGCCUCGUUUACUACAUGGGGAGCUUUUUUUACAGUAACAAAGCUAAAGUGAAGAAAAUUUGGAACGACGAACCCAAAAAGACGGUUUGGUCAAAAAUCGGAGCAAUAUGCACAUUUUUUGGGAGUCCAGACCCCAAAUAUAUUCGACCUGAUAAGGAAAUGACUUGGUCCAAAUUCCGCGCAGUUUGCAAGUUUUUUUAUGAAACAGACGCCAAAUCUUUUCCACGUCGUGGCGAAGAUGCAGUUCAAGUGGUAAGGAAAAACGCACCGCUGCGUCGGUUAAAUUCAAUGUAGCUAGCUUGUAAACAUAUUCACAGUGUGUGUGUGUGACCAAUUUGGUUUGUUAUAACUGAUGAAUGGAUCCAAGACUUAUACACAAAAAUCCUAAGAAAAGAUGCUCCUUAUUAAUCGGAAAA
Erythranthe guttata (spotted monkey flower) is the source of this 2903-nucleotide messenger RNA. Lineage: Eukaryota; Viridiplantae; Streptophyta; Magnoliopsida; Lamiales; Phrymaceae. The record is from RefSeq and is a predicted model, not a curated record.